AAAAGCAAUGGCAAAUUUAAACCAUUAAACAUCCAAGAAAGGUUGUGGUUGAGCAAUUAAUAAACACAUUACAAUAAUUACAUGUAACAUACAAAAUUAGAGUAAUGUAAAAGUAAUAUAACUGACAAUGCUGUCAGGGGUAUUUGGGGGUAUAGAUCUGGAACAGAAGAUGUGAUAAAUGUUAUGGAAUUUUAAAAUAUUUUUGAAAUAUAUUUUAAAACAUUUUAAAAAUAUUAAAUUGCUGUUCUCUGGUGAGAGCAGGGCAGAGACGGAGAAUAAAUGAGAAAUGAAGAGUGUUUUUCUGAAGUUUCAGUGCUCUGGGUUUAAGAGGAAGGUUUGUCCCACCCUCCAGCUACUGUUGUUUUCAGAUCAGUGAGUUAAGCACCUGCGGAGGAGCUUGUACAGAGAAGAAACACAGGGCACACCGCAAAAAAGAGGAUCUCUUGGGCAGAAACCCCAGACACCCCUACUUACAGGGGAAGGUGGGUUCCAAAGGAGAUGGCCUGGAACGGCAAACUUGUUUCUUUCCUCCUUCACAUGGAGGUAAUGCUUCCUUUUACAAUGGCAUCAAAGAUAAAUGUUGCUGCUGACCAAGAAGUUGUUCUUUGCUGUCCAGCUGGUUGUAAAGAAACAAUUUCCCCAACUCCAAAUGAAGUGGUCUGGAAUUAUAAUGGAAACAGCAUAAUUAGAUACAUGCGGACUGGAGUCUAUAAAGGUGGCACUACUGAAAAAUACAAAUUUGUGGCUUCUGACCACAAGAAUUUCUCUUUAUGGCUACCAAAUGGAAAGGAAGGGCAAUACACCUGUAUAGUGAACGGAAAAGAACAGUGUAUCUAUGACCUUCGAGUGUGGACUGUACUGAAAGAAAUUCGAAACAGAUAUCUCCUGCGAGGUGAAACUGUACUACUAGAAGUGAUUUCGUCUGGCAAUGAGUAUCCUAGGAUUGAGUGGUUUAGCCCACGCAACGCCAAAGUGACAGGCAAUGAACCACGUUGGGAACUGUGCAACAGUGAGAGGAGGCUGCAGAUAAAGAACCUUGAAGUUCAAGAAGAUGAUGGCACAUGGAAAUGUCACAUCCUGCCUGAUGGGCCCUGGUUCUCCUUUGGAGUCAAGGUGAUAGAUUUUCUCAAUGUGUUGGGUGACAAUGGCAUGACGUUUGCAACUAUUGAUAGCAGAGUGGUCCUUUCGUGCCCAUUGAACAUUGACCUCUCAAAGGAAAAGAACGUGGGGAACUUUCCAGAACUCCAGAGUUGGGAACUCAUGAAGGAUAAUAAGGUUAUUGUAAAUGAGAAUUUACCAAGCAAUGCCAACAGCACUUAUCCUGCCAAAGAAAUAACCAACGUCCGGCUGGAAGAUGCUGGAAAAUACCAGUGCCGUUUCAUAUUUGCAAAAGGGAAUUUGAAUACAUCUAUCCAUUUAAUAGUCAUGAGCGUUUCUGGUAGUUCCCUUGGGCUCCAUGCUGAUAAAGAAAACAUGCCUUUGUGCUGUCAUAUCUCUGCUUCUCUUCCUGCCACGGCUGAACUGUGCUGGGCACAUACGAAUGAAACCAGAUGUCAAUCUCACCUUCCAAACAACACAUUUUGUGAGGAGAACGCAACUACAGGGACUUGGACGUGUAGUCUCAAAGUGGAGAACAAUAUGAAGAUCAGUAUUAACUACACCGUGGAGGAGCCAACUGUAAAGAUGACAUUCCCACUGGUAGAAAUACUUUCCGGAGUUGGUGCUCUGCUGUUGCUGCUGAUCUUGGCAGGCCUGUGUGGGUGCGCUCUGAAACCUAUCAGACGUAAAAGGCAACGAGCAAGGAGGAUGGCCCAGGCUAAGCAGCACUUGCUGGAAAAGAAGACGUGUCAAUGUGAAAGGGAGCUGACAAAUGAUUACUACCACGCCUGAGACAAGAGGAUCAAUCUGACAUCGACACCGGCUCUAUGCCAGCUCAUUUCAUUAGUUUGCUUUGUUCUCUUUUUUAAAAGUUUUCUUCCAUUACUUAACAUGCAGUACUGCUAAAGCUCCAAGGUCAUGGAAGACUUGUUGAAUAUGAGAGCGAACACAAAUAACCUUGCUCAGAUGCUGCUGCAAAUAUUCUCUGGUGUGAUUAUUAAUACUGAAAGAAGAUUCCACAUCUUCCAGCUGAUUUCCCACAAUAGUGUCUAUUCAAAAUCUCAAAGUGCUGACAGCCAUUGUACAUUUUAAGUUUUCAUUGUGAACACUUUCCUUCUACCUCUGUUUGGAAAUUACAAGUCAGACUCAGGAAAUUGACUCAGGUACCUGUAAUAUGCAGACAGUCUGAUGUAAAUUCGUUAAUAUGUUCAAAGCUGGUUCAGAAGAAGUAGAGCAAUUAGCUUGGGGUUUUUUUUAGAACAUAAAUUUACUUAAUCCAUAAUUUUUAAACUAACACACAAACUGAAUCCUAAUUGUAUCCAUUUUCAGUUUUCAAAUUUUGCAACAUAGACCACAUACAGAAAUGUGUACACUAAAGAGGGUAAUAGGCAAAAACUGUUUGAUAUUAAGGGACAUCACUUGCAAAAAUAAUUGCAUGAAAAAUGGUAAACAAAAAUAUUUGCAUUAGCAGAAAGUCACAAAAAUGUGCAUGAAAUUUCCAUAUGUACUCUGAAAAAGAUUCAAACAUAUAGUUAGUGAAGGUAGUUGGAGAUGGAUUGAAAAAAUAUAUUAAAAAUAACAUUUGUGUCUAAUGUUUAAUUUGCUUAACAAAGUCAUCCAUUUUUUUUUAAUAUAACCAUAUUGUAUUUGAAUAAAAUAUUUUAAAGUG
Messenger RNA from Anolis carolinensis (green anole), 2767 nucleotides. Its product is annotated as T-cell surface glycoprotein CD4. Gene Ontology annotation, biological process: T cell activation; positive regulation of ERK1 and ERK2 cascade; interleukin-15-mediated signaling pathway. Gene Ontology annotation, cellular component: external side of plasma membrane; membrane raft. Lineage: Eukaryota; Metazoa; Chordata; Lepidosauria; Squamata; Anolidae. Bases 499 to 1890 code for a protein of 463 amino acids. The transcript is spliced from 10 exons. The record is from RefSeq and is a predicted model, not a curated record. Gene Ontology annotation, molecular function: MHC class II protein binding; protein tyrosine kinase binding.